Messenger RNA from Sipha flava (yellow sugarcane aphid), 2121 nucleotides. RefSeq names its product mitogen-activated protein kinase kinase kinase 7-like. The record is from RefSeq and is a predicted model, not a curated record. The coding region runs from base 244 to 1818 and encodes 524 amino acids. The transcript is spliced from 12 exons. Gene Ontology annotation, biological process: protein phosphorylation; JNK cascade; positive regulation of canonical NF-kappaB signal transduction. Lineage: Eukaryota; Metazoa; Arthropoda; Insecta; Hemiptera; Aphididae. Gene Ontology annotation, molecular function: magnesium ion binding; MAP kinase kinase kinase activity; ATP binding.
UAUUUAUCACUCGAUUUUAUUUUUAUCAAUUAAUCACGAGCGAUGAAAGGAUAACAAUAUAAUUCAAAUACAAAAAUAUUCACUACAUAAUAUACACAAAUAUACACCAAAGUGUUACAUGAAUGUAUUGAAAUCGUAUUUAUCAAUAAUUCUACCCGAUAUCUUGUCACUUCUCGCUGAUUGUUUGGGCAAUGUGCGCUGCCGAUUAUAUCCUAGGUCGUCCGAUGAACAUGAACAGAUCAAAUGGCUAUUAAAGAGACGCAUGGACACAGGCAAAAGUUUGUGGAAGAAAUUGAUUACGAUGAAAUUGAAAAACUCGAAAUUGUUGGCAAAGGAUCAUUUGGUGUUGUUUUCCGGGGACGUUGGCGUAACAACUAUGUGGCUGUCAAGCACAUUGACUCGGAGGCUGAGCGUAAAGCCUUUACCAUUGAGGUUCGACAGUUGUCACGAGUGAACCAUCCCAAUAUAGUCAAAUUAUACGGUGCAUGUACAUCAAAUCCUGUAUGUCUUGUAAUGGAAUUUGCUGAAGGAGGAUCGUUAUAUAAUGUAUUGCAUUGUAAACCUGAACCUCAGUAUAACUUAGGACAUGCCGUCAGUUGGACAUUGCAAUGUGCAGAGGGUGUAGCGUAUCUUCAUAAUAUGAAACCCAAGCCAUUAAUCCACAGAGAUUUGAAGCCACCAAAUUUGCUUUUAGUAAAUGAAGGUAAAACAUUGAAAAUAUGUGAUUUUGGAACGGCUUGCGAUAAAAAAACAUAUAUGACUAAUAAUAAAGGUAGUGCUGCCUGGAUGGCACCUGAAGUAUUUGAAGGUUCAAAUUAUACUGAAAAGUGUGAUGUAUACAGCUGGGGUAUAAUUUUAUGGCAAGUGUUAACAAGACUGAAACCAUUCAAUGAAAUAGGAGGAUCUGCUUAUGGAAUUAUGUGGGCAGUGCAUAAGGGAACCAGACCACCAUUGUUUGAAAAAUGUCCUCGGCCGUUCCAAGAACUAAUAACAGAGUGUUGGGAUCAAAAUCCUAAUAUUAGGCCAUCAAUAGAUCAUGUUGUUCAGGUUAUGAGAAUUUUAAUAACAUUUUGUUCUGGACACGAUCAACCAUUAAUUUACCCAAAUGAUUGCUAUACUAUUAGUAGUGAAUUUGAAGAAGAGUGUUCAUCUUCUGAAGAUUCUUGCCCUGACAUUCCAGAUUCUUAUAUUGAAAGCUUAAGAAAUCAUAAAAGAAUUAAUGGGAUGUUAACAAAUGAUAGCCUAAAAUCAAAUCCAAAAUUUUCAAUUCCUCUGACUGUUAAUGUGGAAAAUAAGUUUGAACAAUGUGAUGAUUUACAAAUAUUAACCAUGCCUGGAUUUGACAAAGUUGGUGCUUAUCAAACAGUUGACUCAACUGACAAAGAAGGUGAAUCUAAUUCACAAUAUCAGAAGAAGCUAGAUGAUAUCAAUAACAUUGAAGGUGGUAUUUCAGGAACACAUCCUGAACUAGAUAACUUGUAUCUGAUGUUAGAUCAACAACUACAUCCAAUCCCACCAGAUAACACUUGUCCACAAUCAGUUCAAAUUUUUGAAGAACAUAAACAGCUUGCUCAAGAAUAUCUUAAAGUGCAAACAGAAAUAGCAUAUUUAUCAAGACAUAUGGAACAAUUAGCAGAGCGCUUAAGCCAGGAAGAAAUUUUGUGUGAUGAAGGAGUAGAAGAAGAUGAUGAAGAAAUUAAAAAACUCGAAAGUGAAAAGGAAAAUUUAACACAGAUGCAUCAGAACUUAAAAAAACAAUUAGAAAUGAUAAAAAGAAAAAACAGUAAUCAUUCAAAAGAAAAUGAUCCAUCAUCAUAAUUAUUGUGAUUAUAUAUAUAUAUUUUUUAUUCGGUUAAGCAGUACGAAGCAAGUUUUUUUUGCAUCAUAAUACAUAAGUUGACAAUGACUAUGGGUAAUGGAAUUCAAUACUUGUAAAAAAUUAAUAUUUAUAUAUUCUAUAGAUAAUAAUAAUUAAUUUAACACCUUUACAUAUAGAUACACUUUAUAGAGAGAUAAUUUUUACAAUAUAUACCAAUGGUUGUCUAUCUAAAAGACAAAAUUAUUAUUGCAUUGACUAUUUUUGAGAUCAAUAUAAUUUAUAUUUAUAUGAAAAAUAUAUUA